Paramecium sonneborni is the source of this 3485-nucleotide messenger RNA. NCBI's taxonomy places the organism in Eukaryota, Ciliophora, Oligohymenophorea, Peniculida, Parameciidae. The record is from the annotation of a GenBank genome assembly.
CGAAUACAUUCAUGGAAUAGCAGAGAUUUUAGAUUUCCUAUCCCCAAAUGUAAAGUAUGUUUGAUACACCAAAUUUAUAAUCAGGUUAAUCAUCUGAAAUUUUACAUUAACUUGGGUAAAUAAGUUAAUCUAUAAAAGGGAUGUUGAAUAAAUAAUGAAUAAAUUAGAAACUGAUUCCAAAAAUGGAAUAACAGAUAUUGAGGGAAGAUAAGAACAAUUUGGAAGUAAUCGAUUAGAACCUCCAAAAUUGUCUCCAUUCUAUAUGUGCAUGUAUAAAUAAACAAAAGACUUUUGCAUUCGUAUUUUGGCUUUUGCUACAAUCAUAAUGUUUAUGAUGGCAUUCUUCUCUGAAGAACCAUUUGAAUAAAUAGUUUAAGCAUUUUCAAUAUUGAUUGCUAUUUGUGCAGUUGUUAUAAUAGGAGCAAUGACAGACUAUAGAAAAGAAAAAUAAUUUAGAUAAUUAUAUUUAGAAUAAGAAGAAUAACAAAAAAAAAUAUUUUAAGUAGUUCGAAAUGGGAAUGUGAGUUAGAUGAAUCAUCUAGAUUUAUUAGUAGGAGAUAUUAUUACAAUAAAACCAGGUGAUAAUAUCACAAUAGAUGGAAUAUUACUUGAAGGUACAGAAACAGUGGAAGUAGAUGAAAGUAUGAUUUCAGGUUUAACAGAUACUAUAUCAAAAUAACCUAGAUCUAAAGGAUAAAACUGUUUUAUACGUGGUGGCAGUAAUAUUUUUGAAGGCACAGCUAAAGCAAUAGUUUUAGCAGUUGGUUCAUCAACUUAUUCAAAUAGAAUGAAACAUGAUAAUUAAUAAAAAGAAGAAGGAGAAGAAGAAUUAGUACAUGAUGAAAGAUCUCCAUUGGCUAAAGCACUAGAAACUUUAGCUAAAUUUUUAGUGUUUAUUGGAUGCAUGAGUGCGUUAGCCAUGUUUAUAGUCUUAGAAUUAUAUAUGGUUAGAGAAUUGAAUGAAUUAUAACAAAAGAUUUUCUCAUAAUUUGCACUUAAGAAAGUAUUAACAGAUUUUAUAGAUGCCUUUUUAAUUAUAGUAUUAUCUAUUCCUGAAGGAUUACCUCUAAUCGUUACUUUAUCUUUGGCAUUCUCUAUUGCUAAAUUAAGAUAACAUGAUAUUGUUAUUAGAAAUUUACAUGUAUGUUAAGUCUUAGGUGGAGUUGAUACAUUAUGUUUUGAUAAGACAGGAACAUUAACCUAUAAUAAUCUAAAAGUAAGUAAUCUACAUAUUGCCAAUGAAGAAAGAAUUCAUAAUAUUCCACCUUAAGAUCCUAUCUUUAGAAUGAUCUCAGAAGCUAUACUUACAACUAAUUCAGCCUUUCUACCAGAUGAAAUUCCUAAAUAAUAAUAAUAUAAUGAAUAAUUAGAUCUUAAUAUUAAUCAAAAUAAUAAAAAAUCACAAAAUGCCAAAUAGUAAUAAUCUGUUCAGGAUAUCAAUAAAAAAAGUGAUUGGAGUGGAAAUAGAUUAGAUGUUGCUCUAAUUGAUUACUUAGAAGUCAAACUAACAAGAGAUUUUGUUAAAGAGUAUAUGCAAGACCUUAAAAGUAAAAUUAGGAAGACUAUUCCUAUUAAUAAUUAUGGUUUUCAUGUUGAAAUCCUUCAUAUUAGAGGUGAUAAAUAUAGAAUCAUUUUAAAAGGAAAGGCAAAAGAAAUUAUUGAAAAAUCUAAUCAACUUAAUAUAUCAAUACCAGACAAUUAAAACUUUUAAGUUUAUGAACCAGGAAAUUUUACUAUUUAAUAUUGUUGUAAUUCAAAUAUGAUAACUGAAUCUGUACAAAUUGAAAAAACAGCAGUAUUAAAUUAUAAUUCUUAAUCAUUAAAAACUAUUUCAUUCGCUUAUAAAGAUGUAGAGAUACAAAAUCUUAUUGAAUAAGAUUGGAAUAAUUUGCUUAGGGAAAACAAUUUUAUUUAUAUUGGUACUGUAGCAAUGAGAGAUGAUAUUAGAUAGGAAGCAAAAAGAUUAGAUAGUGCUUUAAAGAUGGGCAAUAUGAGUGUGAUGAUUUUAACAGGGGAUACAAGAGUAAAUACUGUGAAUGUAGCUAAAUAAUUAGGUUGGGUUAGUUGUGAUUAAGCUGAUGCUGAAAUUCAAAGAACUAGUGAACAUUUACCAAAAUCAUCUUAAUUAAUGAAUCAUUAACAAGAGAUUAUAAUAGAACCUACUGGUAUUGAAGAAUCAAAGAGUGGAUAAAUAGUUUCAUAAAUAAUGGAAUGUCCAUAAGAUGAUAUUCAACCUUUAUUAAAGGAUGAUUAUGAAGGUUAAUAUUUAAAAUAAGGAUCAUUUAACAAUCUUCUGAUUUUAAACUUUUAAGAGUAUGUUAUAAGGAUUAGAAAAAUAUUGAAAGAAUCAAAGAUUUUUUAUACUCAUAAAGAAAUAAAUGAGAAAAACAUAGUAUCAAAAAUACCAGAGAUUUUAGAUGAUAAUUUAGCAAGUGAAGUAUUUUAUUAUAAAUAUAAUAUUUAGAAAGUUUAAAAAAUGAAUAAUUAAUUAUAGAUUUUAGCAGACUUGAAUUAACACUAGAAACAUUAAUUUUUAGAAGUAUAUUCUAGUAUUAAUGAAUCUACAAUUGGAUAUGUAGGAGAUGGUAAUAAUGAUGCAAUAGCAUUAUAAACUGCUUCAGUUGGUAUUACUUUGGGUAAAACUGCUACAAAUAUAGCAAGAGAAUGUAGUGGUAUAAUUUUAAUGAAUGAUAAAUUGGAUGGUAUAGAAUUAUGUAUGAAAUAUGGCAGAAAUAUCUUUUUAAACAUCAAAAGAUUUAUCUAUUUCUAAUUGAGUUUCUUUUUAAAUUCAAUAGCUAUCAUGUUAACUUCUUCUAUUGUAUUAAAAUAAUAACCAUACACAGUAUUAUAAGUUAUUUGGUUAAGUUUGUAAGAUUAUAUUUAUUAAUCUUUUAGAGUAUAAGAUAUCUUCUCAGCAGUUGCUUUGAGUACCGAAGUUCCUUAAGAUGAUAUUUUAAAAAGAACUAAACCAGCUAAAAGAGGAGAAAAUAUCAUUGAUAAAUUCUUACUUUAAAUGACUUGCACUUAAGCAGUUUUCUAAUAUUUAGCUACUCUUUUUGUUUUAUUUUUAACCCCAACUAUUUUUGGAAUUGAGUAAUUAUUAUUAUUAUAAUUCAAUAGACCUUCUUAUAAACAUGAUUUACAUGGUUUAGGAGCAGAAUUUAUACCAGAAUUUGCUAUUCAUUAUACUUUGGUUUAUCAUUUGACUGCUAUGUUUUAAAUUGUUAAUUUGAUAUGUAGUAGAAGAAUAGGAUAACAUGAAUACAAUGUAUUUGAUGGAAUUCAUAAAAAUAAACCAUUCACAAUAAUGAUAAUAGGUUUACUUAUAAUCUAAUAAGUGAUCAUUUAUGCUGGAGGUAAGUAUUUCAAAACUGCUCAAUUAACUAUUUGGUAAAACUUAUUCUGUCUUUGCUUAUCAUUUGGAGCCUUGCUUGUAUUUUGGUUGUCUAAAUAUUAUUAUUCAACUAAGAAAUGAAGUAAUCAAU